AUGUCUCACCUAUUUUUGAUUCAUCUCCUUGGAUUGGGGUUGUUGCUGAGCCAACCUUCUAGAGCAUGGAUCCUGGACAUGUGGUUGGAUGAAGAGAUCAAGGUGUGUGGCCGUGAAUUUGCCCGCACAGUGAUAGACAUUUGUGGGAGGACCUCUCAUAGAAGAAUGGCUUUGAGCCAGGAGGAGCCACAUCUGGAGUCGGGGCCCUCGACAGAACCUAUGCCAUACUACAUCAACAAAGAUACUGAUCUCUUAAAUAUGAUGUUGGAAUUCAUUCCAAAUUUGCCACAGGAGCCAGAGGCAAUGCUGACAGAGAAGCCACCAUUAUUGCUAGAGCUACAGCAACAAUAUGCACCCACAUUAAAGGAUUCAAACCUCAGCUUUGAAGAAUUUAAGAAAAUUAUCCGUAACAUACAAAGUGAAGCAGAAGACAAAAGUCUUUCAGAACUAAAAUACUUUGGCUUGGAUAACCACUCCCGAAAAAAGAGACAAACUGAAAUGCUAUUGAGUAAGAAAUGUUGCCAAGAUGGUUGUACAAGAAGAUUAAUCACUAAGUUUUGCUGA
Molecule: messenger RNA, 564 nt
Organism: Perognathus longimembris pacificus (Pacific pocket mouse)
Lineage: Eukaryota; Metazoa; Chordata; Mammalia; Rodentia; Heteromyidae
Product: prorelaxin H2-like
Exons: 2
Coding region: 1-564 (187 amino acids)
Cellular component (GO): extracellular region
Molecular function (GO): hormone activity
Source: RefSeq, a predicted model, not a curated record